ACAUUUAUUCCAACACUUUGUAGUUGAAUGUAAAUACAAGUCGUCAAGCUGAAGGAUAAAAAGAGCAAAGCAGCCUCAAAGGAGGUUAAAAACUUCAAUUCUGCAUACUUCUCUCCCAACCCAACUGGCGGGAUGCCAUAUGGAGUUUCUCAAAAUAUGGUCGAGAUAUGUAUUAGAGGCCAGAUUCGAUUGCUUGACAUCAAUGAGGCUCUUCCUGUAAAAUGCAAAAAGAGCGAUGUCAAGGAGUUUCCUCGACUUCCAAUCCCCAGUUCAUUACCCAAGCCCCAGUUUCAAGUGAAGCAGUCAUACAACAAAACUCUAGCCCCUAAAAGAGCUGCAAGUUAUUUCAGAUAUAUUGAAAAGAGCUUGGAAGAGCUUGAUCAAGAGAUUGAGUAUGACAUGGACGAGGAAGAUUAUGCUUGGUUGGACAUCAUGAAUGAGAGAAGGCAAGAACAAAGUCACUCAAAAGUGCCCUGUGAGAUAUUUGAACAACUCAUGGACAGGUUUGAAAAAGAGAGCUACUUUGAGUCUCAGACUUCAGGAAGUGUUUACGACCCACUAAUUGAUGAAGAUGCUGUAUGUUGUAUCUGUAACGACGGUGAAUGUAGCAACAGUAAUGUGAUACUGUUCUGUGACAUGUGUAACUUGGCAGUACAUCAGGACUGUUAUGGAGUUCCCUUUAUCCCUGAAGGACAGUGGUUGUGUAGAAGGUGUCUGAACAGUCCUUCUAAACCUGUCGACUGUGUUCUCUGUCCUUCAAAAGCAGGAGCAUUCAAACAGACGGAAUGUAACAGAUGGGUGCACGUGCUGUGCGCGCUGUGGGUCCCGGAAGUGCACUUCAGUAACCCAGUCUUCUUGGAACCUAUAGACUCUAUCAACGAGAUCCCUGCAGCAAGAUGGAAGCUGACGUGUUACAUUUGUAGGCGGCGUGAGGGUGCGUGUAUUCAGUGCGUCAGGACUAACUGUUACACUGCAUUUCAUGUUACUUGUGCUCAACAGGCUGGUUUGCACAUGAAGAUAGAAACCUACCAAGACGAAUCAGGUAACAGCACGGUGAAGAACGUAGCGUUCUGUGACAUCCACACCCCCGCUGACAGUGACGUCACGCCCCUUAUUAGUCGGGUUAAUGAUGAGUCUGAUGCUGAAGAAGGCAAGAAGGUGAAACGUAAAAGUAUUCUUCUCGACAAGAAACUGCAACAGAAGUUGAAAAAGAAGUUCUCUUGUGAAACAGGAGCAAACGCCCCCAUCGUUAACAUUCCUUACAUCAAUGAGGAUAAAAUGGAUGAGAUUCUGAACUUGGUGGACAUUGAUGAUAAGGGAGAGUUCUUUGAGAGGCUGAAAGCGUACUGGACGCUGAAACGUCAAGCUAGAAAUGGUGUACCCCUGCUACGUAGAUUACAGGUAAGUCACACUCGGACCCACACCAUGGCCGACGAGGAGAGCGUUGACAAGGACCAGCUGGUAAAAUGUCAGCGGUUACGACACGAUCUGGAGAGAGCCAGACUCCUUGUGGAGCUUAUAAGGAAACGGGAGAAACGGAAAAAGGAACAGUUGAAAGUAGCGCAGCACUUGAUGGAGAUGGAGUUGUGUCCUCUCUCGUACAUUCUCAACAGAACUGUUGACCUGCUGUUUGCCAGGGACACCGAGGAACUCUUCCACGAACCUGUCAAUGUUGACGAGGUGCAAGGUUAUCUUGAUGAAAUAAAGCAACCUAUGGACCUCGGAACAAUCAGAUCUAAAGUAGAAAACAUGGAAUACUCCUCUUUUGACCAGUUCAAAGCUGAUUUCAUGUUGAUAAUAUCAAACUGUCUGUUGUUCAAUGCAACUGGGUCUAAUAUUUACAAAUAUGCCGAGAAGCUGAAAGACACAUGUCGUACCAUCAUGAAUAGGUGCAAGCAAACAAUAGAGAACACUCCCAUAGACUGGAACACACUUUUACUACUGAAACAAGAAGAGAAGACGCUAGAGGAGCAGCUAGUGGACGUGAAGAAUAAAGUGGAGGAAGCCAAGGCUAUCACUAAUUGGAGCACCCGAACAUCUCGUUUGAAGCAGCUACGUAGAGAGAUACGGAAGAUAAAACAGCGAAUGAACGAAGAAGAACGUUUGAGCACUGCUGAUUCCAUGUCCUCAGCAGAAAAUCCAAAGUCAGAGCCAGAGGAGGGAGGUCCCAGCGGGGAGGAUGCAACUAAAGAUAAGCAAAGUAAGAUAAGUGAGUUCUUUGUAAAGAAGGAGGAUGGUCUUGAGGGGGAGGGGGGCUCUCAACCUUCUACUCCAGCUGCUGCUCCAACAGAUCCGGCUGGUGGAAGUGCUUCUGGAAAUACAACUGCAAGAAGAAACCGCAAUCACUUGCACAUAGAAAUUGAAAAGGAGAUAAGCGAAAUGCUGCAAACGAAUCAGGAAUCCCUGGGAAAGAAAAUACUCCGUUUCUUGAAGCGACACAAUAUCUCUGAAAGGAAGAUGGGAAGUGAUAUCUGCAUGGACGGCGGGCAGCUGUCUGCAUUCUUGAAUAACAAGUGCUCGUUAACCAAUACAAACAGAGAGCUAAUCUACAGUUGGUUUGUUCAGCAGAGACGCAACAGGGAACCCGAACGGUUAACCGAAGAGUAUGAUAGCUCAAAUUCCCCCUCCGACACAGACUCACAGUCCUCUCAAGACACAGACCUAGACGAGACAAAAGAGGAAACGGACCCCGAGAGAGAAGACCCGGAGCUCUCUAAAGAUAACGCUUCUAAAACACCGGUGAGCAGCAGUGUCCGUACCUCAUCCCGGACUCCCAAACCCAGACAACUAGACCUCCCUGAUGAUAGUCCCCAACUAGCCAGGAAGAGGAAGAGAACUGCUACACCAGACACAGGUUCUGAAACUGGCAAGAAUUCCACCCGGAAACAAUAUCCUAGUAGCCGCUCUACGACGUCCUCAGCGUGCGACGAUACAUUUUCUGACGAAGGAGUGAGCUGCAACUUAAAACAGAUGGAUCUCGUUUGGGCGAAGUGUGCAGGUUAUCCAGCCUACCCUGCUCUGAUAGUAGACCCCAGCACAGUACCAGGUUUCACGCAUUGUGGUAUCCCGAUACCAGUUCCUCCUCCAGAAGUGCUAAAACAGCGCUCCAGUAAACCUAACACUUUCCUGGUGCUAUUCUUUGACACUCGCCGCACUUGGCAGUGGUUACCACACCGGGAAGCUACAGCCGUUGGGUGUGGAUCAGGAAAUAGAUGCCGCCAAAGUUCUAGAAUGUAAAAAGGGAGCAGCCAAGAAGAGUGUGACUGGGGCAUUCAAGCGAGCUUCUCUUCAUCUUCAGAUGGUUAACGGUGAAAUAACAGAGCAGGAGUAUUUUGAAAGGACGAAGGAGUUUGAGUGAAUUCGUUGCAGAUCCCAAAUCUAAUUCAUCUACCUCUAUCAAAGAUACAAGAGAGGAUAUUGGGUCAUCUGGCUUCAGUUUUAAAAAAACACUCACAUUUUUAGUACGCAAUUGAACUUUAAGAGAAUAUUGGAGAUUUGAUCUAUCGUGGAUAGUAGUUCAUACGGAACAUUCUGCAGACUUUAGGAUAACGAAAGAUCUAUUUGCUGACGUUGAUAAUGCCUUGGUUUUAUAUUCUAUCAGUAAUUUCUCGUGCUUUAUUCACGAUUAUUUCCGUCAUUUCUGCAUUAUUUCUAAAUUCUUAUUGGUGUCGAUUUCAGACUUUAAGCAAGAACAGUUCUAUAAUCGCUCAAAUCAUCUAAAUUCAUGUGGAUAUAGCUGUUGCAGAAGACAGUCUUUAAAUCGACAGUCUUUAAAUUUACUUUCUUUAAAAAUUACUAAAAUAGUUAUUCUCUGAAUGAGUGGGAUGAACUUAUUUACAGCUGACUUAUUUAUUUUGUUUUGAAUUUAAAAGACAUCACGAUUUUAUUAAAAUAUUUAACAUGGUGGAUUCCAUUUCACAUUGAUAUUAAUGUAAUCAUUGAUCAUUUAUUUAUACCACUCAUUAUCAUUAUAUUGGUUUUGAUAACAAAAUCGUUUUUAU
Bolinopsis microptera is the source of this 4001-nucleotide messenger RNA. RefSeq names its product bromodomain-containing protein 1-like. Gene Ontology annotation, biological process: positive regulation of DNA-templated transcription; regulation of transcription by RNA polymerase II. Gene Ontology annotation, cellular component: MOZ/MORF histone acetyltransferase complex; nucleus. The coding region runs from base 133 to 3237 and encodes 1034 amino acids. The transcript has 25 exons. The record is from RefSeq and is a predicted model, not a curated record. NCBI's taxonomy places the organism in Eukaryota, Metazoa, Ctenophora, Tentaculata, Lobata, Bolinopsidae. Gene Ontology annotation, molecular function: DNA binding; protein binding.